AAAAAUCAUAUGAUUUGAUACCUUUUACCCAAACAAGCUUUAAUCAUAUAUCUCCACUUUAAUGGGUUAAAUUUCUUGUUUAUAAAACCCUCAAAAAAUUGCAUCUUUUUGGUUUUUGAACAUCUCUCUUAACCAUUCAGCUGUUCAUGAACAGGUUUAAGUGAGUCUAAAUGGCAUCUACGUCAACACAAUUUGUGACUUCUAGAAGGAUGGGCAUGUACGAUCCACUCCACCAUAUUAACAUGUGGGAUGACGCUUUCGGAUGCGAUAUUAGCCCCAACACGGGUCCUUCUUCGAUCACCCAAGUAACUGAUACAAGGCAAACUAACAAGACGGAAUACAAUUCUCAAGAAUCAUUAGGACCUUCAGUGGACAAUCAAGAAGCAAAAACCAUGUCUGAUAAGUUGCAAAGAAGAUUAGCACAAAACCGAGAAGCUGCGCGUAAGAGUCGUUUGAGAAAAAAGGCAUAUGUUCAACAAUUGGAAACAGGUCGUUUGAAGUUGGCACAAUUGGAGCAGGAACUUGAGAGAGCAAGACAACAGCGUGUGUACAAUGGUUUACUUAACACAAGCAAUGGUGUAUUAUCUACUAAUGUCAACUCCGGUAUCGUUGCCUUUGAGAUGGCAUAUGAUUUGUGGGUUGCCACACAACGAAAGAAGGACAAUGAACUUAAGGAGGUGUUGCAAAGUCAAGUAAGCGAACUUGAGCUUAGGAUGUUUGUCGAUAGUGGCUUGAACCACUACUAUGAACUUUUCCAACUGAAAGUUAACGUUGCGAAAGCCGAUGUGUUCUAUUUGAUGAAUGGGAUGUGGAGAUCACCUAUUGAAAGGUUCUUCCAGUGGCUUGGAGGACCAAGGCCAUCAGAGCUUCUAUAUAUGCUAAUGCCACAACUUGAGCCAUUAACGGAUGCACAACUUGUGAGCGUUUCAACUCUGAAACACUCUUGUCGACAAGCCGAGGAUGCACUCAGUAUAGGAAUGGAAAAGCUUCAACAAACUCUCGCUCAAGGCAUCACUAUUGACAUAACCGGAGUUGGAAGUUAUAAGUCACAAAUGACCUUGGCAAUGGAAAGACUUGAAGGAAUAGAAAAUUUCUUGAAUCAGGCAGAUCACCUACGACAACAAGUGUUGCAACAGAUGUCUCGAAUCUUAACCCCACAUCAAGCUGCAAGAGGGUUGCUCGCAUUAGGAGAGUACUUUCAACGUCUUCGGGCACUAAAUUCACUUUGGUCGGCUCGAUUUCGUGAACCCAUAAGUUAGAACUAAGUUCACAUAUGUGAGCCUAAAAGUUACAACCACAACCAAAUUCUUCUUGGUCAUGUGAAUCUAUGAGAGAUAUGUAACACUACUGAUCUAUAAUGUCCAAAGCAUAGAAGUUAUUAUGUUUGCCUAAAUAUGUAAAUAUAAAUUCGAUCUAUAUGAGAGUGGUUGUCGAUCAUAGUAAA
This is a messenger RNA of Helianthus annuus (common sunflower), 1444 nucleotides long. Its product is annotated as transcription factor TGA4. Gene Ontology annotation, biological process: regulation of DNA-templated transcription; DNA-templated transcription. Gene Ontology annotation, molecular function: sequence-specific DNA binding; DNA-binding transcription factor activity. The record is from RefSeq and is a predicted model, not a curated record. The coding region runs from base 171 to 1259 and encodes 362 amino acids. The transcript has 9 exons. NCBI's taxonomy places the organism in Eukaryota, Viridiplantae, Streptophyta, Magnoliopsida, Asterales, Asteraceae.